Messenger RNA from Emys orbicularis (European pond turtle), 2064 nucleotides. RefSeq names its product ligand of numb-protein X 2 (gene LNX2). Lineage: Eukaryota; Metazoa; Chordata; Testudines; Emydidae. Gene Ontology annotation, molecular function: ubiquitin-protein transferase activity; protein binding. The coding region runs from base 1 to 2064 and encodes 687 amino acids. The transcript has 9 exons. The record is from RefSeq and is a predicted model, not a curated record.
AUGGGUACUACAAAUGAUGAGAUGGUUUCAAUAGAGCAGACUUCCUCCUUGAACCCUCUAUGUUUUGAAUGUGGCCAGCAACAUUGGACAAGGGAGAAUCAUUUGUACAACUAUCAGAAUGAAGUGGAUGAUGACUUGGUCUGCCAUAUUUGCCUUCAGCCUUUGUUGCAGCCAUUAGACACCCCUUGUGGACACACGUUCUGCUACAAGUGCCUAAGGAACUUUUUGCAGGAGAAGGAUUUCUGUCCAUUGGAUCGAAAAAAGCUUCAUUUUAAACUCUGCAAAAAAUCCAGUAUUCUCGUACAUAAACUGUUAGACAAAUUGUUUGUUUUGUGUCCCUUUUCUUCAGUAUGUCAGGAGGUAAUGCAACGAUGUGAGCUGGAAGCACAUCUCAAAAACAGGUGUCCUGGAGCUUCCCAUCGAAGGGUUGUACUGGAGAAAAGGAAGUCUAGCAAGCUGCAGACAGAAGCUGAGAAUGAAAAUGGGCCUAAUCUGAUAGAUCACCCAGGCACUUUAUCUCCAGAUACAGACCAUGCUGGGACGGGACCAGUGCCAGUGGAUCAGAACUUUACACCAACUACUCUUCCUGCAUGGACAGAUGAGCCUGGCCUUGACAACCCUGCCUUUGAAGAGAGCACAAUAGCAGACACAACCCACCAGCCACCUACCUUGCCCGAAGGAGAAAUCACUACAAUUGAAAUUCACCGGUCCAAUCCUUAUAUUGAGUUAGGAAUUAGCAUAGUGGGUGGCAAUGAAACUCCUUUGAUCAACAUUGUUAUUCAAGAGGUUUAUCGAGAUGGGAUCAUUGCCAGAGAUGGAAGACUCCUUGCUGGAGACCAAAUACUUCAAGUCAAUAACUUUGACAUCAGCAACGUGUCCCAUAACCAUGCUCGAGCUGUUCUUUCCCAGCCCUGCAUGGUGCUGCAUCUCACGGUGCUCCGAGAGAGACGAUUUGGAAGCCGGACACACAACCAUGCUGACAGCACUUCGCUGCGAGAAGACGGCUUUCAGGUGACGCUGCAUAAACGAGACUCCAGUGAACAGCUUGGCAUUAAAUUAGUGCGCAGAACAGAUGAGCCAGGAGUUUUUAUCCUCGACCUUUUGGAAGGGGGAUUGGCUGCUCAAGAUGGCAGACUCUGCAGCAAUGACCGGGUACUCGCAAUCAACGGACAUGACCUGAAACAUGGGACACCAGAACUUGCUGCUCAGAUUAUCCAGGCUAGCGGGGAAAGGGUGAAUUUAACAAUCUCCAGACCAGUGAAAUCGCAGACAGUCGCUAUUCUCCGAGAAGCAGGGACUCAUAACAGCAGCCAGCACCAGGCGCAGCAGCUAUUCCACAGCAGACACAGUUCGCAUAAGAUUCUUUCCCAGUGUAUUGCAUGCCAAGAAAAGCACAUUACUGUGAAAAAAGAACCACACGAAUCCCUUGGAAUGACAGUGGCAGGAGGCAGAGGCAGCAAAAGUGGUGAACUGCCAAUUUUUGUUACUAGCGUGCAACCUCAUGGCUGUCUUGCAAGAGAUGGCAGGAUCAAACGAGGUGAUGUGUUGCUGAAUAUUAAUGGCAUUGACCUGACCAAUCUAAGUCAUAGUGAGGCAGUGGCUAUGCUCAAAGCCAGUGCUACCUCUUCAGUGGUGGCACUCAAAACAUUGGAGGUUCAGAUUGUUGAAGAACAAACCCAGACUAAUGAGGAACAACCAAGCACAAUCAGCGAAAAUGAAUAUGAUGCUAGCUGGUCGCCCUCAUGGGUCAUGUGGCUGGGGCUUCCCAGCAGCCUACAUAGCUGCCAUGAUGUAGUGCUACGGAGGAGCAAUUUAGGAAGUUGGGGCUUUAGCAUCGUUGGUGGAUAUGAGGAGAAUCACACAAACCAGCCUUUCUUCAUUAAAACGAUUGUUCUUGGAACUCCAGCAUACUUUGACGGAAGGUUAAAGUGUGGUGACAUGAUUGUCGCUGUAAAUGGACUAUCCACAGUGGGCAUGAGCCAUUCCUCACUAGUUCCUAUGCUGAAGGAGCAGAGGAACAAAGUAACUUUGACUGUUGUUUGCUGGCCUGGAAGCCUCAUAUAG